AUGGAGCCACUGGGACAUCGAAUUGCGGAGCUGAGCCGCGUUGUCGUCAACUCCUCGACUCGAAGACGUGCUGAGCAUGUCACUUGGGUGAUGCGUUCCAACCUCAUUUUCGCCCUUGUUACCGCCAUCGCGGCCAUCAGCUCAGCGGCGCCGGCGCCCCAGGCUUCUGGUGCGCCCCCGUCCGGCACUGGGCUGGCCCCCCCGCCCCACGGCAGUGGAGCUCCCCCGAGCGGCACUCCUCCCCCGCGCCCCUCCGGCACCGGCCUGCCUCCUAGCGGUGCCCCACCUUCCGGCACUCCCCCGGCUCAGCAGCAGCGCCGCUUCCGUGGCAUGAUGAACCGUCGCCAGAACUCCGCCCUGCCCUCUGGACCCCCGCCUUCUGGCGCACCUUCCGGUGCUCCCCCGAGCGGCACUCCCCCUCCUCGCCCCAGCGGCGUCGCCCAGCCCAGCGGUGGCGGCCACGGCGGCUUCGGUGCUCAGGAGGCUGGUGCUAAGCCCACUGGUGCUCCCCCGUCCGGUGCACCUCCCUCCGGUGCACCUCCCUCCGGCGUCCGCCCGAGCGGCCCUCCCCCCUCUGGAGUUCCUCCCUCUGGUGCUCCCCCUAGUGAUGCACCUGCUCCUACCGGCAACGCUAAGCGUGCUGAGCCCUCUGGUGCUAAGCCGUCUGGACCUCCUCCUUCCGGCGUUCGCCCCAGCGGUCCUCCCCCGAGCGGCGCACCCCCCUCCGGCCUUCCUCCUUCGGGCCCUCCUCCUAGCGGUGCCCCUGCUCCUACUGGCAACGCUCGCCGCGCCGAGUCUGCUCCCGCAGGCCCCAAGCCUACCGGCCCUCCCCCGUCUGGAGUGAAGCCUUCCGGUCCUCCUCCUUCUGGCGCUCCUCCUUCGGGUGCCCCGCCUUCCGGAGCUCCCCCCUCUGGUGCUCCCGCUCCCACUGGCAAUGCUCGCCGUGCUGAGUCUGCUCCCCCGGCCAAGCCCUCUGGCGAGUCUGGACCUCCCCCUUCAGGAGUUCGCCCCAGUGGCCCUCCUCCCUCUGGUGCUCCUCCUUCUGGUGCUCCCCCCAGCGGCGCUCCUAAACCCACCAACGCCAAGCGCGCUGACGAGUCUGCUCCCGCCGGCCCUAAGCCUACCGGUCCCCCGCCUUCUGGAGUGAAGCCUUCCGGCGCUCCUCCUUCCGGCGCUCCUUCCGGUGUUCCUCCUUCUGGUGCUCCUCCUUCUGGUGCCCCUCCCUCCGGUGCUCCCGCUCCUACCGGCAAUGCUCGCCGCGCUGAGGACGCAGCUCCCACCGGUACCAAGCCCACUGGUGCUCCUCCUUCCGGUGCUCCCCCCUCCGGCGCUCCUUCUGGAACUCCUCCCCCCAGACCUUCCGGUGCUCAGGCCGAGGGUGCUGCUCCUUCCGGCAACCCUCCUCCUAAGCCCACUGGCACCCCCACCGGCCCUCCUCCUUCCGGCGCACCCUCCGCUCCCGCCCAGAAGCGCGCCGAGUCCGCCCCUCCCUCUAAGCCUUCCGGCACCCCUCCCUCCGGCGCUCCUCCCUCUGGCACCCCUCCUCCUCGUCCCAGCGGUGCUCAGGCUGAGGGUGCUGCUCCCAGCGGAACUCCCCCUCCCAAGCCUACCGGCACUCACACCGGCCCUCCUCCUUCCGGAGCUCCUCCCGCUCCUACCCAGAGCGCUUAA
Colletotrichum scovillei is the source of this 1671-nucleotide messenger RNA. Its product is annotated as chitinase-1. Lineage: Eukaryota; Fungi; Ascomycota; Sordariomycetes; Glomerellales; Glomerellaceae. The transcript is spliced from 2 exons. The coding region runs from base 1 to 1671 and encodes 556 amino acids. The record is from RefSeq and is a predicted model, not a curated record.